AUGGUGGAGUCCAAUGGGAAUACAGGCAAGUCGGGUGCUCAAUCGAUAUGGUUCGACCAGCGGGACGAUCUCCCAGAAAUCGGAAUCGACGGAAGACUCAAUGAGGUCGAAUUUGAGAAAGGUGUCGAGUCGAGGGGAAUCAAACAGGGGAGCUUUGCACAGUGGGCGAGUAGGAUCGGAAAAGGAGAGUGUGCGAAGUUGUUGAGAGGGGAUGCGCCAGAUAUUUAG
This is a messenger RNA of Penicillium angulare, 228 nucleotides long. RefSeq lists its product as uncharacterized. Bases 1 to 228 code for a protein of 75 amino acids. NCBI's taxonomy places the organism in Eukaryota, Fungi, Ascomycota, Eurotiomycetes, Eurotiales, Aspergillaceae. The record is from RefSeq and is a predicted model, not a curated record. The transcript has a single exon.